This is a messenger RNA of Camellia sinensis, 1348 nucleotides long. It is a transcript of the gene MYB93, whose product is annotated as myb domain protein 93. NCBI's taxonomy places the organism in Eukaryota, Viridiplantae, Streptophyta, Magnoliopsida, Ericales, Theaceae. The record is from RefSeq and is a predicted model, not a curated record.
GCAUAGCAUAAGCACAAAUCAAACUCAAAAAACGAAGAAAUUAAUUGAAACAUAGAAAUGGGCAGGUCCCCUAGUGAUGAGAAUGGCCUCAAGAAAGGACCCUGGACACCCGAAGAAGAUCAGAAACUUGUUGAUUACAUCCAUAAACAUGGCCAUGGAAGUUGGAGAGCUCUUCCCAACCUUGCAGGUCUCAACAGAUGUGGCAAGAGUUGUAGGUUAAGGUGGACAAAUUAUUUGAGGCCUGAUAUCAAGAGAGGAAAAUUUUCUCAAGAAGAAGAACAAACAAUUCUGCAUCUACACUCUAUCCUUGGAAACAAAUGGUCAGCAAUUGCUACUCACCUACCGGGCCGGACAGACAAUGAAAUCAAGAAUUUCUGGAAUACACAUUUGAAGAAGAAGCUGAUACAGAUGGGUUUUGAUCCGAUGACCCACCGGCCGAGAACAGACCUCUUUGCUACCCUGCCUCAUCUGAUAGCCCUGGCUAACCUGAGGGAACUCAUUGAUCAACCCCCAUUGGAACAAGAAGCUGUUAAGUUACAAGCAGAAGCUAUUCAAUUGGCUAAGAUUCAGUACUUACAACAUCUUAUCCAAUCUUCAGCCUCAUCACACAUCCAAAACAACAUUACAGACAUUGAAAAUCUCAGUUUAUUGAAUUCUAUGCCUCCCAUUAAAGAAAACCCAUUUCUCAAUUCAACACAAGUGUUGCAGAAUCAAGCUCUGUUUGGCAUUGAAAAUGCAACUUCUCAACCACUCCACUAUCCAAUCAUGAACUCAUCAUCAGACCCACAAGUCCCUUUCAAUUUCCAAACACCUUUGAAUAGUGAAAUGGGCCAAGGAAUCAACAACGCUACAAUAAUGAUUAGCCAAGGAGAUGAUCAUAAUCAUAAUCAUAAUAACCCACCUCACUCUCCAUGGAUUCUUCCAUCUCCUUCUUCUUCGUCUGGCCAUCGUCUGCCGAUGCUGAGUGAGAGUUUGGUAAGCAAUCCAGGAGAUGCCAGCAGCAGUUCUAGCCAUGGAGGUGGAGGUGGAGGUGAUGGAAGUUCUUCAUAUUGGCCUGAAUUGCUCUUUGAUGAGUCCUUCAUGCAUGAGAUUUGUUAGUUGUUUCUUUGGUUAUGGAGUUGUUUGUUUGGGAGGUUUGAUAUUUGACAGGUAUGUAUACAUAUAUGUAUAUACAUACAUAGUACAUACUAUAUGGGGGGCAGGGAUAUAUAUGUAUUGAUAACACAUAUUUACUUGCAAGUUGAUCUUGUAAAUGUUUUUGUGAGGGUAACAUGUGAUGAGUUUGGUUUUGGAAGUUACAAAUCACAAGUUGUCUGGGAAAUUAGAAAUAAAUUGCCCCUAUAUUUUA